Effrenium voratum is the source of this 1518-nucleotide messenger RNA. The record is from the annotation of a GenBank genome assembly. Lineage: Eukaryota; Dinophyceae; Suessiales; Symbiodiniaceae.
AUGCUUCGGCGCCUCAAACCGCUUGACGGCCAUUUGGAUGCGCCAGCCGCCGAAGCUUUGCCCCAUGAAGGCCCUCAAUCGCCGCAUGGCCCCACAAGGCAACUUGGAAGCGUCGGGCGACGAGCGCGUAGCCGGAAGGGAGCAAAGGCUAAGCACAAGCAGCUCUUCGGCAAGCGCUCCAGGAAAUGCACCGCAGGGCAGGCGCGAGCCCGGGCUGUGUACUUGGCGACACCUGGGUGCCUGGCCGAGCAGGUCAACAACGCGAGGGAACAGGAUGCAGCAGCGUUGCUCGUGCCAGCCGAGGGAGUGGGAACCGGCCAGACAGAGGUGCUGUCCUCUGUGGUGACGAUUGAAUCUGCACCUGAGUUGCCGCUGCCUCCACCUCUAAGUUGCAACUUGGCCACACGUCAAAUAGCAGGCGCGCCCAAGACGGUCCUAACGCUUCGCAGAGUGCUGCUUGGCUGCUCGCAGUCGGAUGGACCUGUCUUGGAGGUGGGAGCAGGGACGGAAUGUGAACUGUAUGAUUGCCACCUGCGCGGGGGCAUCAAACUGUGUGAGGGUGCAAGCGCGAAGCUAGUCAGAACACAUGUCAAGGCGUCAGCUGGAGCUGGUAUUGAAGGAAGGGCUUUUGACAACCUCGUGCUCAUGGCCUGUGUCAUCCAAAAUUGCGCGGCUGAUGGCUUGACACUGCGGCGUGGCAAGGCCGACAUCUCUGAUUGCACCAUCAGCGAUUGCGGUCAAAGUGGUUUGGUGCUUGGGCCUGGCGAAUGGAAGCUUACAGGAUGCACGAUGUCUGGCAACGCUCAGUAUGGUGUGUGGGCAGAAGCUGAUGCCCAUGUGACAUGCAGGGGCAAUGUGGCUAUUGACAACAACUUGGGCGACAAAGGCGGCCGAGGGGAUCUUCCAGACUGGCAUGCAGGAUGUGGUCUUUUACCCGGGGAUCACUGUAGAGUUUGGAGUGAAAGCCGCAGCAAGUGGAUGCAUGGUCAUGUCGCCGAAGUCACCGACGAGGUUGCAGUAGCCAUCAAGGGCAAGUCUGGCUUGGCCCCUCCUGAUGAUGCAGCUCCUGAUGCAGCUCCUGAUGCAGCUGCUGCUGAUGAUGCAGCUCCCGAUGAUGUAGGUAACCUCCAGGUGGAUUCACAGCAAAGCGCACAGCCAGAUAGACCUCAUGGGAAGACAGCGGCAGGACUGAAAGUUCCUUUGGCUGGUGUACGGCCUCGGCGCAGUGGUGGAGAUGCUCCGCCUGCCUAUUCGAAGGCCGGACAACGAAGAGGGCCUUACAGACUGUUCAUGGCAGAAGGCGGGUCUGGCAGACAAGGAUGGCGCCAGUUGCCCCGCGAAGUGCAGGCAAGAUUUCAUGCAGAAGCACGCCGUCAACGCAGACAGAUUGGUGUGGCAAAAGUGGCAAAGUCGAAAGUUGCUGCUGCAAGAGCCAGGGCUGCAGCCGCGUUGAAACGGCAUGUGGUCCCAGCCUGGCUGCAGCGGCAAAGGUCAGCCCAUCGACACAAGCCGGGCUGA